AUGCUCAACAGCGAGGCGCAUAUCAAAAAUGACGAAGUUGACCAGUACAUUAUCCACAAACAAGAAACAGCGAUAAACUAUGCAAACUUACCAGCACAUAUUUCAAGUCUGGCCGACACGAUCCCCCUACCAUUCCGGCCGGCUCCACUGCCCCGCCGCCGCCUCUUUGCUCUCGCUGCAUAUUUAUUCUUUUUCGCAUGA
Molecule: messenger RNA, 201 nt
Organism: Batrachochytrium dendrobatidis JAM81
Lineage: Eukaryota; Fungi; Chytridiomycota; Chytridiomycetes; Rhizophydiales
Exons: 1
Coding region: 1-201 (66 amino acids)
Source: RefSeq, a predicted model, not a curated record